AUGCAGUAUGAUCGGGCUGUUAUCCUCAAGAACGAUACCUUCUUCAUCAAUGUUGAUGGCAAGAACUGCCAACUCUUGGGAGAUCCCAACAAGCUUGCAGACUGUGCCGACAUCGAGACAUUGCUGUCGGUUGUUGACUAUGUCAAUCUAAAGAAUUCAUGCGUUGAACUACCCACGGCCCAGCAGCCGAUGCCGAACAACCCGGGAUUGCCGCGCAGUUUGGUCGCGGUGUUGUAUUAUGCCGGAAGGAAGUCACUUGUGGCCAGCUUGAAAGAGCUUUUCCAGGCGCGAACCGGUGUUAGCUGGUGCACAAAUGCGUCACAGGAAAUAACCCAGGUUAUAACCUCUUACAUGAAUGGUUUGGUCGCCGAUGGAUUGCUUGACAAGAUCGUCGAUACCUUGGGGGAACUAAUCAUCACCUGUCCCCCUGGAACUGGAUGUGUUGACGAAAAAUCGAGCACUUGGGCCACCCAAACAUCAUCGGCAAGCGUUGGAGUUGUUCGAGGAAAUUCGGCCGCUCAAAGUGGACUGCCACGGGGGACAAUUGUAAAGGAAACUCCCCACCCGGUUUCCACAUCCUACUACAAGUCAACACACCAGCCUUCACACCAUUCCCCGGACGCAAAAAUAUCGAGGAGACCUCCCUACAUGCGUUACAGAUCCUGUACCGGGCUCUCAAAUCACAGGAUGGCGAAUUUUUGGCGUUCGAAGCAGCCAAUCAUCUGCCCCAUUGGGCAAAUUUUAUAA
Messenger RNA from Uranotaenia lowii, 747 nucleotides. Its product is annotated as nuclear pore complex protein Nup205-like. The record is from RefSeq and is a predicted model, not a curated record. NCBI's taxonomy places the organism in Eukaryota, Metazoa, Arthropoda, Insecta, Diptera, Culicidae. The transcript has 2 exons. The coding region runs from base 1 to 747 and encodes 248 amino acids.